This is a messenger RNA of Ciona intestinalis (vase tunicate), 3248 nucleotides long. NCBI's taxonomy places the organism in Eukaryota, Metazoa, Chordata, Ascidiacea, Phlebobranchia, Cionidae. The record is from RefSeq and is a predicted model, not a curated record.
ACUGAGUUAAACUUUGAUUAAUGCUAAAAAUGAAAGGUGCCCGGUACAAGUUACUGAUUACAAUCAUAUUCCCCUUGCUGUGUUAUUCCGCAAACGGCCAACAAAAAUUAUUCUUUUCUGACGACCCCGGAGCCGCUUGUUUGUGUUGUACUGGAGCAGGUACAUGUUUAUGUGAUCAGCAGUCCACUGUACCGCAAGGAAUCACAUGCAUAAACUAUACCGAGUGCAUGCAGCAGGAUUCGAACAUAAGAUGCUCGGCUAAUGCAUUAUGCUCUGUCCAUAAUCAUACGAUAACAUGCGGGUGUUACGAUGCAGAAAAUACAAGUUCUGGAUGUAGAAGCAACACCAACAUAGCAGCAAGACCAAACGAUACACCAAGCCAAUUCAACCCCAGAGAAGCCAUACCACCCGAACCAACAGUUGUGUAUUUUGGUUCAACACUUCUAACGUGUGUGAGGUGUCCACGUUCAAGUCAUUGUCUAUGUCGUUAUAAAGAGGAAAACACCAACACUAUAUCAUACCAAGAUUGUAUGCACCAGAACAACCAACACAGAUGUUCAGCAAACGCUUUUUGCGGCAAGCAUGGGACAACGGUAACUUGCGGAUGUUACGAGCAAGCUAACAGCAAAGACGAUUUAAAAUGCUCCAAUGAUUCUAACACUGAUGGUCGUCGUAGACUUACAAUUGAAUCGGACGACGUUCCUGUUGAGGCAACAGGACACACAACUUUGGAAGUUUCAACUGUUGGAAAUACAACUUAUACAACACAUAUGAUGACAACUACAGAACAAGCUGUUACCACCGAAAGUAUAUUAACAGGGAUAUGUAACAGCCAGCUAAUAGAUGACGUAUGGUAUCCACCAGCCGAACCAGGAACAGUGGCAUUAGGACAAUCUAAUCAUACAGAUUGCCCGGGCAGGGGGCGGAGUUUAGUGCCUUGCGUAGAUAAAUGCCCUUUUAACGCUGGCACCGAAAACUGUUCGUCGACCCCGACAUUCGACCUUGAAAAUCUGGUCAAAAUUAACUGCAACGCAACGGUGGACUCAAUAAUGAAUAACGUCCGGAACUCGCCUAUGACGUCAUCCAACGUCAUGGCAACAAGCGCGGCGAUGCAUAUUCUCACAUCUGUUGGAGCGAACGUUUCAAGAUCUGCUGUGUUGGAUAUAGUGGGUUACAUGGGAAGGGUGGGGGAAGCGAUGAAGAAUGGCUCGCUUGAGAUCGAUUUGUUUCCUACUCUUGUGUAUCUCGGUAUGACGUCAUCAUACAUUACACCCGAUCUAACACAUAUGAACAACACGUUGAGACAAAGUAUUGGAAAGUCACUGGCGCAGAUUGCAACUAAUGGAAAGUUGGACGAAAAAUCGAAACGAUUCCAACUCAAAACACCAGCAUUUACAAUAGAGGCCGUCGAUGUUCACUACAAUAUCACCAACGGUUCUGUCCAUUUUUCGCCACAAAUCUCGGGGAAUAACAGCCUUAUGACGUCAGUCAACGUCACAAUACCGCACAGUGCAAUUCAGAAUGCCUUGAGCAAUUUCAACUCAACAACUGGAGUUACGGAACGUAAAGAAGGAAGGGUGGCGGUCAUACUUUACAAAAACGACAAUUAUUUUCCGUCGAACAAAUCUGUUAAUUAUGUUGUCUCUGUAGAUAUUGGAGCAGGUAAUCACGUGAAAGACCUCCCAGAACCGAUUCGUAUCGACUUUCCUCGCAUCGAGGAAGAAAUAGAAAGCUUGAACACAAUAAAACAAAAGCUGAUUCGAAACAAACUGACAUGCGUAUAUUGGAACUACACUCAAGAAAGAUGGUUAACUGACGGUUGCUGUUAUAACCAUACGUCCAAUCCACCACAAUGUUUAUGCACGCAUUUGACCAAUUUCGCUCUCUUGGUUAAACCAGAAAAAUUCCCAAACGACCAUGUUCUCUCAAGUGUUAGUUUGGUCGGUUGUUUGCUCUCUGUGGUCGGACUUUUGCUAACCGUGAUAGUUAUUGCAUGUAGCAGAGAACUGAAGAAAUUUCGAUCCGGGUCGAUUCUCCAACAUAUUUGCGCUAAUCUUAGUAUUGCAUACGUCAUCUUUAUGGCUGGAAUUUCCCAAACUAGGAACCCACAAGCGUGCACAGCAGUCACGAUGCUUUUACAUUAUUUCUUUCUAACAUCUUGGUUUUGGAUGUCAGUGUACAGCUCAGAGAUGUAUGAUUCCUUAGUGCGGGUAUUUUCUAAGUACGAGAGCCGGGCAAUGCUGCGAAACUGUCUGUUCAGUUACAUCACCCCAGCGGUUGUGGUUGCACUUACUGCUGGGCUUGCUUUCAACACAGCUUCGCUAGAAGAAUCGACUAUAUGCGGCGAAGGUCCAACUGCUCGACCGAAUUACCAUGCUCGCAAUGCAUGUUGGUUAAAAGGGUUGCCUUUGAUGCUUGGGUUCCUACUUCCUGUCGGGAUAAUGCUGUUGUACAAUACACUUGUUUUUAUACUCGUUCUGCGCGAACUUACAGCUCAAAACUCAAGGGUUCAAAGCAAAGCAUUAAAACGGACAAUCAGGCAGAAUCUGAUCAUGGCAGUAACGAUGGUUUUCAUCAUGGGCCUGACCUGGUUAACUGGGUACUUGAUGCUGAUAUCAGAAAACGAAACAUAUCUACUUGUAACAGGCUGGUUAUUUGCACUGUUUAAUGCUUUUCAGGGUGUCGGAGUCUUCGCAAUGACUACACUAAGACGAGAAGACAUGCGACAAAUCUGGUGGAAUCCAAUACGACGACUUACAAUCCGUAACUCAGUGACGCUUACGCCAAACCAAAGCACUCGUGCAAGCAGCAGAAGAUCAAUAAGUCGGACCUUUAGCACUGCCAUACUUUCUAUUAGACUGGAUCGAAAAUUUUCAUCAAAAAAGGUUUAAACACAAAAAAUAUGCGGAUUUAAACGCAAAAAAGUGCGCAAACGGUUACCCGCUAGCAUGAACUAUUCUUUGCAAUUAGGCUACAUGACAAAAAGCUAUUGAAGCAUCGCUGUACAACAGCAAACGUUAAACGUUAUACUUCAAACUAAAUUUGGUUGGAAUUUCUUAAAUAGCUGAUCAGAGCUUCACACAUUGCAUUAACUUAACAAAUAUUCUUAUAAUUCGUGCAAGAACAACUGACGCGUAUACGUUAUUCUGUACAAUACAUGAUGGGCGUGCUAGGAACUUAUGAAAAAAAUACAAACCUAUCAGUUUAUCGCGUGAGAUUUGGCAAAAAAGCCAAUAGUACCACAGUAC